Molecule: messenger RNA, 3322 nt
Organism: Pleuronectes platessa (European plaice)
Lineage: Eukaryota; Metazoa; Chordata; Actinopteri; Pleuronectiformes; Pleuronectidae
Gene: phc1
Product: polyhomeotic homolog 1
Exons: 14
Coding region: 148-2559 (803 amino acids)
Cellular component (GO): nucleus; PRC1 complex
Molecular function (GO): protein binding; zinc ion binding
Source: RefSeq, a predicted model, not a curated record
UGGGCGGGGUUUGGUUGGAGGCAAAAACCCUGAGAGGAGCUGUGUCUGUGUCUCUGUCUGUCUGUCUGUCGUUGUUUGCAGUUAAAACCAAGGAGCUCAACUUUAACCUGUUCUUAACUUGUAAAAGAACCGAAACAAACAGCAACAAUGGAGGGAGGCGAAGACCAAAACACAAGCGCCACCAAUGGAAAUCCGACUCAGGCAAGUGGGAACUCCCGUGCGCCCCAGAUAGCCCACAUGUCUCUGUAUGAGAGACAGGCUGUACAGGCUCUUCAAGCUCUGCAAAGACAGCCAAAUGCAGCUCAAUACUUCCAGCAACUCAUGCUGCAGCAGCAGAUCAACAGUGCCCAACUCCAUAACUUGGCCGCAGUGCAACAGGCCACCCUUGCAGCUAGUCGCCAGUCCAACACCCUGAGUAACAGCACGUCUCAAGCACCUACUACUGUCAACCUCAGCACCACAUCUGCAGUAGGGACGAUGACCAAUCCUCGUCCCCACGGCCCGGCAACCUCUGCAACCAAUCCAGCUCUCAACCAGUCGGUGUUGCUGGGUGGAAACGCGGCAGCACAGGGACAGAUGUAUCUUAGGGUCAACCGCUCUCUCAGGGCUCCCCUUGCUCCUCAGCUCAUCUUUAUGCCUGGGGGAACAGCUACAGCUACUGUAGCCACAGUGACCCAGACACAGCCUCAGCAGCAGCAGCAACAACAACAACAACAACAACAACAACAACAACAACAACAGCAUGACGUUGCUCUUACCACUGCCCAAUCGGACCAUGAUCAGGUGCAGAACUUGGCCCUACACUGUGCCUCCACUCCCAGAGCAGUUUCUAUCAAGUCUGAGCUUCCAGAGAGGAAAGACUGUGCCAGCUUUCCUCUCGGUCAGCAGCAGCAGACUUUCUCCCAGAAUGCUCAGCAGCAGCAAGUACAACCACAACAGCAACAACAAAUGGUCAAACCCAAUUUUACUCAGCAAUCCAUUGCCAACACUAUGACUGUAAAAACUGGAAACCAGGCCAUGACUGUCACCCCUGCUGCUUCUGUAGCUCCCUCAUCCACUUCCUCAGCAGCACUCCCUCUCUCACAACUCCUCUUGUCCUCCUCUGCUGCCCCUAUGAUCUUGGUACCCACGUCAAAUGUUCCUACGUCCACUCAGGGCUACACCAUUGGCUCAGUGACCACAAAAGCCAACAUUAACACGCAGACUCUGGUGGUGCAGCCACUACAACAGACCUGCGCUACAGCAGACAAAGGGCCUGUACCUAUCCAGCCCAAGACAGCCCAGGGACACCGUUUACCUGUGCAGUUGCCUCCCAGACACCCACCUCCCAUUCUACCAGCACCACCUAGCAACAGCCAGGCCUCCACUGCAGGACACAACCAUCCCCACAUCCCCGUGCAGCUUGUGGGAGCCAGGCAGGGCAUAGCAGGAAACGCUCAGGCUGUUGCCCUGGCAAAUGCACGAAGCAGCACAGCCCAUGACAACACAGCUAGCGGGAAUGUUAACACAGCGUCCAACAACAGUGCGAUGAUGAAGCCGGCCAUUGGCUCCCUGAAGAGAAAAUCUGACUGUGAUGUACCAAGUGAGAUGGCGACAGAAUCAUUAGACCCUGCACCAGUAAAAGAUUCUGCUCCAACCUUAUCCCCUGCCCCCACAAAGGACUCAGCUCCUGUAGCAGCUGCCUUCUCAUCUCCUCCCACGCUGUCCUUACCUCUGCCUUUGCCAAGAGUUGGGCAUGGGGAUAAAGACAGAGCUCCAGUUCCGCAGGCAGUUGUCAAACCUCAAGUUCUCACCCACCUCAUAGAGGGCUUUGUUAUCCAGGAGGGAGCUGAACCCUUCCCUGUUGCUGGACUCCUCAAAGACAGAGAUUUUGCCCUGGCUGGCCGCUCAGAAAACGGACCUCCAUUGUUGAAGUGUGAAUACUGUGGAAACCUGGCACCAGCCAGCCAGUUCAGAGGCUCAAAGAGGUUCUGUUCAAAUACUUGUGCUAAGAGGUACAAUGUGAGCUGCAGCCAACACUUCAAGACAAGCCGGGUCCGAAGUGGAGCAGGAUUGGCCUCCCCUCCUGCACCGUCUGAGAGCAUGGCAAAGCGCAGGGGCCCCUCCCGCAGGAGCAGUUCUAAUAUCACCUCUAAUAAAAUGUCAAACAGGCAUCUAGCUGUCAAGUGUCAUUCUGAGUCCAGUCGCUCAGAGGACGUGUCCAGCGAUGGGGAGGAAGAAGAGGAGGAUGAUUCUCCUUCACUUUCUCCAACCUCCUCACGCUCCUGCUCCAGAGCGGACCACAGCGCCCCUCAGUCUGACAGUUCAGCUCCUGGUAGCCUUCCACUGGAGGGCGCCAACUUUCUCUCAUCAACUCCUGCUCAAUGGGGAGUUGAAGAAGUCUGCAGGUUCAUCUCUUCACUUCAAGGUUGUGAAGAGCUGGCCGCCCAGUUUCUGUCCCAGGAAAUAGACGGGCAGGCCCUCAUGCUUCUGCGAGAGGACCAUCUCAUCUCCACCAUGAACAUCAAGCUGGGCCCCGCUCUCAAGAUCUGUGCCUCCAUCAACAGCCUGCGUGAGUGAAGAGGUCGGUGCUAAAGACGGGAUCAAUACCGGGACUUGCUCCUUUUGUUAAUGACAAGUUAUAAACCUAAGACUGAGAUCAUUACGAAACAAUGGUGCUCCAUUGACUGUUGGCCGAUAUGGAAACGGACCGUUAACCCUUUGGACCUUGAAUGUGUAAAAACUGUGUGCAUGAAUAUAUGUGUGUAUGUGUGGGUGGUGAGAAAGGACAUUCUGAAACAGCCAUGUCUGUCUGUCGGUCACUUUUUGUCUGUUACCGUGUGUAAAGACCUUUUGUAUGUAAACUAUACACCAGCCUGCAGUUAUCUGUGCUCGGUCUUUUAGCUAGAACAGCUCACCUGUUGGGUUAAAAAAAGACACGUUGCCUUCUUGCUGUAUUUCAAACUUUAACUUUAACUUUAGUAGUUUGAUUUCUGAUGUCAGCAACAACCACUUCAUUUAAACGUUUCUGUCUGUGAGUUUUCUUUUUUUUUUAACCAUAGAUGUUUAACCUAGGCUCAAAUCUCAUCGAGCGAAGGACACUCAAACAGCCUAGUAUCUUAAUUAGUUCACUUUAUUAGUUAUUCAAAGUUUAGUUUUGUAUCUUUUCCAUUUUGUAUUACAAUCAAAAUUAUUUUUUCAUGGAUAUAAUAGUUUUAGUAGCUUUAUCAACCUAACUACCUGAAAAUAGGUAUUCUUCACCGUUUGCCCUCUAGUGGGCGAAGUGGAAGUGCUCUUUGUACAUGUAUGCAAUAAUGCCAAUAAAACAGUUCUUGUUACUGGA